GGCACAAUGACUCCUCAAGCUUUGAACAGUCUGCGUGGGGGGAGGAAUAGGGAAGGGAUGCAGUGAGGUUCUGCACGCUGAGAAGGAAGUGGUGCUAGACACAGCCAAGCAGAGGGACGGAUUAAGUCGUCUCCGGUCCAGAGAUUGAGCGAGAGGGGAGGAGAGUGGAGGCUGGCAGGUCGCACUGGAGAUGGGCAGCGCCGGAGGACUCUGCUCCAGUCCAAGGGCUUGGGGAUGUGGCUGGAAUGUCAUCCGACUCCUGUGCUUUGCCUUCAUUAACUGGGGAGCUGCAGAAAAUACUGCUGCUGUCAUUGUGGUGAAUCAGACAACCCCUUCUAUCUGUGCAAUGGAAGGGUCAGAGUUCACCAUCGAGUGUACAUUCAACACAAGCAAUAAUUCAACCAAGUGGUUUGCUGAAUGGUAUAAAACCAAAAACAAUGUAACAGCCAAGGUGAACAAUGGAACAGAUCGAAUCAUAUUAUCAGCAGAUAAAGAAAAGAGGUCUCUUUCCCUCACUGUGAAGAAAGCCGACGUCACUGAUUCUGGAACCUACGUAUGUUGGGUUGGGAGCAAAGAUGGGACAUAUCCUGGGACUGGAACCCAAGUGACCAUUGAUGGACAACCCAAAGCACCUGUGAAGUGCAAAAAAUUAUGCACUGAAUUUUCACGAAAAGAAAUACCCCAGAAACUGUUGAAGACCUAUAGGAAGACAGAACCAUCAUGUCCCAAAGCCGCUAUCAUCUGCUGUCAGUCGGACAAUAUGAGGAUCAGCUGUUACAGCAUACACCUGGAGAUGGAGCUCUCAGACACCUGUUACCCCGGCAUUCCCCCCAAGCACCGUGCUGACCAUCCUGCCUGCCAGAUUCUGUACCUGCAAAUAAACCUUGAACUGAAUGGAAGGAGGAGGGAGGAUGCUGGAUAA
This is a messenger RNA of Mauremys reevesii (Reeves's turtle), 922 nucleotides long. RefSeq lists its product as uncharacterized. The coding region runs from base 191 to 922 and encodes 243 amino acids. NCBI's taxonomy places the organism in Eukaryota, Metazoa, Chordata, Testudines, Geoemydidae. Gene Ontology annotation, biological process: immune response. Gene Ontology annotation, molecular function: chemokine activity. The transcript is spliced from 5 exons. The record is from RefSeq and is a predicted model, not a curated record. Gene Ontology annotation, cellular component: extracellular region.